GACACGUUUGAUGAGUGUGUGAGGGAUUUAUUCUGUUACCGAUCGCAUGUUUUGGUUUCUCCUUUAAUGUGGUGUUAAGUAACGGUUUUGUGUAUACUUUUAGAAGUAAAAGUGUCCAUUUGUUUCAUAAUAUGGGUGGAAUUUUUAGUUAUUUCAAGAAUUUGCUUGGAAGUCGAGAAAUGAGAAUCCUUAUAUUGGGCUUAGAUGGGGCUGGGAAAACUACUAUUUUAUAUAGGUUGCAAGUUGGAGAAAUAGUUACAACAAUUCCAACUAUUGGCUUUAAUGUCGAACAAGUGACAUUUCGGAAUUUGAAGUUCCAGGUUUGGGACCUAGGUGGUCAAACAAGUAUCAGGCCCUAUUGGCGAUGCUAUUAUUCUAAUACAGAUGCUAUAAUUUAUGUGGUAGACAGUGCGGAUAGAGAUCGACUUGGAGUGUCAAAGCAUGAACUGGUGUCAAUGUUAGAGGAAGAUGAGUUAAAGAAGGCAAUCUUGGUUGUUUUGGCUAACAAACAGGAUAUUGAAGGUGCUCUGAGUGUAGCUGAAGUACAUCAAGCCUUAGGAUUAGAUUUAUUAAAAAAUAGGACCUUCCAAAUUUUUAAAACAUCAGCUAUAAAAGGUGAUGGACUUGAGGAAGCAAUGGAAUGGUUGUCAAAUAUGCUUACAAAUGCUAAGUGAAUGAGUUAAGAACAAAUUUUAUAAGAAACUGCUGCAAUUUUUCAGCACUCCUUGCAAAUGUAAAAAGAACUGUUUUCUUCAUACUGCUCUGAGAGCCAUGGAUCCAUUGUAUAUUCAUCAGUUGCUUCCAGUGAUUUUUUUUUAACUUUUUUGACUCCUAAUUGAUUUCUUGUACAAAAUGAAAACAAAGGCCUUUCAUGUAAAUAUCUAGUCACAGAACAAUGUGGAAGGAGUUCAUCUCUUAGCAUUCAUGUCAUGUUACUGAAUUUUUAACAAAGCAAUCACUACGGAAAUCAUUGUUGCUUUCCUUUCUCAGGAAUAGAGUAACUUUCUGUGUGGGAAUGCCAAAACCUGAUAAUUGACUUUGUUUUUCAUAUUAUUCAUAAUUAUUUAAAACAUAAUAUCUAAAACAUACUAUGCAUUUUGCAUUUACAACUGCUUUCUUGAAUAUGUGUCCAUAGUACUAUGCAUUGUAUUAAAAAAUUAUAUGUUGAUUAUAAGGCUUACCUACUUCGUAGAAGAUUUUUUAUAUUAAAUGAACUCUAGACAUCUGAUUCUGAAACUAAUUCACAUUUAUACAUGUUAAUAAAAGAAAAAAUAUUUGCUGUUUAGUAAUUAUGAACUGAAA
Molecule: messenger RNA, 1302 nt
Organism: Stegodyphus dumicola
Lineage: Eukaryota; Metazoa; Arthropoda; Arachnida; Araneae; Eresidae
Gene: Arl1
Product: ADP ribosylation factor-like 1
Molecular function (GO): GTPase activity; GTP binding
Source: RefSeq, a predicted model, not a curated record